Messenger RNA from Tribolium madens (black flour beetle), 1776 nucleotides. RefSeq lists its product as uncharacterized. Gene Ontology annotation, cellular component: cytoplasm; plasma membrane. NCBI's taxonomy places the organism in Eukaryota, Metazoa, Arthropoda, Insecta, Coleoptera, Tenebrionidae. The record is from RefSeq and is a predicted model, not a curated record. The transcript has 6 exons. Bases 289 to 1368 code for a protein of 359 amino acids.
GGGCGUGGAAUAAAGCAAGAUAAGCGAGUCAUAUAGUGUUGUAAAAAUAACAUCGUUACAGAAGUGUCGGUAGUCUUAAAAUUCCCCACUUUUUAUGGUCUCGGAUUUGUUUCAUCUUUGCGGGAGUUUAAUUUUAAAAUAAUUUUGGUAAACUUAACGUCAAAAGAAUAUUUAGACAGUGCGAGCAGUGCAUGGCUGCAUUUUAGACAUCAUGUGUUAAAGUUCGUUCUACCAAUUGACCAAUAAUUAAGACACGUACUUUAAUAAUUUAUCGUAAUAACAAGUGUUAUGGCUGUUACAGUGGAAGAUCUAUGUUCCAAUCUUAAUAAAUUAUUAAGUGAUAUAUGCAAAUUUCUAUCGGAUGAUGUAAAUUAUGAAAAAUUGUCACCCUAUGCCCGAAAACAAGCAGAUGAAUUAAUUACGAGAUCUAAAGAACAAUUGCUAAGCAUAACAAGAGUUUCACUCGACAAUAAUGGAGCUUAUGUUGAUAUGGAAAUGAGACCUAAUACUGCAGAAAUAAAUGAAGAUGACACAAAUGAUAUUUAUGCUGCAGUAGAUGAAUCGACAAUUGCACGGUGUGUAACACCAGUUGUAGAAGUGUCAAUAAACCCUUAUGCUAAUUUACCUGCAAAAGAAGUAUCUCAGGAAAUCAAAUACGGCUAUCUCACGUGGAGGUAUAAAAUUAUACUUAAAUUUGAGAAAAAUCGUCGAGUUUAUGCAGCCUUACACGACAACUGGUUAUUACUAUAUUCUUCUGUGAAAGAUCCCAAACCGUUUCAAACCUUUAAUCUCAAAAUUCACAAAGCUCAGAUUGUACCAACCAAACAAAAUAAGAAUCUACCACAAGAUUUUGAACUAAUUUGUACUCUAGGAGAGGAAAAAACAUACUAUUUCGUUACGUCAACAUAUAAAGAUGUACUCCAGUGGAUUUCACACAUUAAUAAAUGUCACAAUAGCCUCAACUGCUCAGAGCCAUCGAUUUCAGAUGAUGAGAUUUCCGAAACCUACGACACGAUCCUUGAACCACUUGACAAAGACAAUGAUGUUGAAACAAAUGCUCUCUAUCAAAAUAAGCCACCAGACUUGCCUGCGCGAGGACGCAUUAAAAAAAAUAUUGCCUUACCAUCAGUUCCAGUGAAAGAUAAUGCAUCAAAUGGAUCAUUAUCCAGACAUAGUGACAUCCAGUCAACAUCAUCCGUGAAUAGCAAGAGUUCUUUUUCGACAGACAGUGAAAGUGAUGAUCCCAUUUACGAAGCAUUUGUUGAACCCCAAAAAGUAAUAAGCAAUUGCGGUACUGAAUCAAAAUUUUCUGUAAAACCAGCGAUAUUAACAGAAAAACCAAAGCUUGGCUCUAGAUUAAGAAAAUAAAUAUACAGUGCUGGGCUAAAAGUUGUGCCACUGUUACCGUUAUACCAAAAAUGUUUUAAUUAUUAUAAGAAAGUUUUGUACAUAUUUUUUUUAAAUUUAUAGAUGUAGGUUAACAGUGCUUUUAUUAAUAAAUAUUUACAACAUUAGUAUCUAGUUUAUGUACGAUUUAAGAAAUAAAAUAAAGCACUUAAGUUUAUAAUUAUAUUAUAUAAAAUCAGAUCAUACCCAACAACAUUAUUAAUGUGCAAAAAUCUCGUAUCUAUGUCGGUUUUUGAUAUUUUAGCAGUAGUUUUCAAUUUGAUCUUAAAAUAUUAUCAUUUGUCUAUAAGUGACUCACAUAAAAGGAUUACAUUUUAAUAAUAUCAAAUAUAGUAUCAGAAAUAUAUUUUGCUUUCUUGUUUGUGUGAA